CUCAAAAUCAAAACAUAGAGGAGAGGACUACUCUUGAUCACUCUUAGCAAGCAAAGAUCAAAGACAACAAUGUUGAUCGAACUUGCAGUUACUUUAUUGGUUAUAGCUCUGUUUAUACACUUGCGUCCAACACCAACUGCGAAAUCCAAAGCCCUUCGCCACCUGCCAAACCCACCAAGUCCAAAACCUCGUCUUCCAUUCGUUGGUCACCUUCACCUUUUGGAUAAUCCUCUGUUACACCAUUCCCUCAUCCGUCUCUCCAAAAGCUAUGGCCCUCUGUUCUCUCUAUACUUUGGUUCCAUGCCUACCGUUGUUGCAUCCACACCUGAGUUGUUCAAACUGUUCCUUCAAACACACGAGGCAUCUUCAUUCAACACAAGGUUCCAAACCUCAGCCAUAAGACGCCUCACAUACGAUAACUCUGUGGCCAUGGUUCCCUUUGGACCUUAUUGGAAGUUCAUCAGGAAACUCAUCAUGAACGACCUUCUUAAUGCCACCACUGUCAACAAGUUGAGACCCUUGAGGAGCCAAGAAAUCAAAAAGGUUCUCAGGGUAUUAGCCAACAGUGCUGAAACUGAAAAGCCCCUUAAUGUCACUGAGGAAUUGCUUAAAUGGACAAAUAGCACAAUCUCAAGGAUGAUGUUGGGCGAAGCUGAAGAGAUUAGGGAUAUGGCUCGUGAUGUCCUCAAGAUCUUCGGCGAAUACAGUCUUACUGACUUCAUUUGGCCAUUGAAGAAGCUCAAGGUUGGACAAUAUGAGAAGAGAAUUGAUGACAUCUUUAACAAGUUUGAUCCCGUCAUUGAAAGGGUUAUCAAGAAACGCCAACACAUAAGGAAAAUGAGAAAGGAGGGUAAUGCAGUAGUUGAUGACAGUGAGCAGAGUGUCGUUUUUCUCGAUACUUUGCUUGAAUUUGCUGAGGACGAGACCAUGGAAAUUAAAAUCACCAAAGAACAGAUCAAGGGUCUUGUUGUGGAUUUCUUCUCAGCAGGGACAGAUUCAACAGCCGUGGCAACAGACUGGGCUUUGUCAGAGCUCAUCAACAACCCCAGGGUGCUGAAGAAAGCUAGAGAGGAGAUUGACAGUGUUGUGGGAAAAGAUAGACUUGUUGAUGAAUCAGAUAUUCAAAAUCUUCCUUACAUUAGAGCCAUAGUGAAGGAGACAUUCCGCAUGCACCCUCCACUGCCUGUUGUCAAAAGAAAAUGUGUGGCAGAGUGUGAGAUUGAUGGUUUUGUCAUCCCAGAGGGAGCAUUGAUACUUUUCAAUGUUUGGGCUGUGGGAAGAGACCCAAAAUACUGGGAAAGGCCAUUGGAAUAUCGUCCAGAGAGAUUCUUAGAGAGUGGUGUUGAAGGAGAACAAGGAGGCCCAGUUGAUCUCAGGGGACAGCAUUUCCAACUAUUGCCAUUUGGGUCAGGGAGAAGGAUGUGCCCUGGUGUCAAUUUGGCUACAGCAGGAAUGGCAACACUGCUUGCAUCUCUUAUCCAAUGCUUUGAUCUUCAGGUAGUUGGUCCACAAGGCCAAAUAUUGAAAGGCAAUGAUGCUAAAGUUAGCAUGGAAGAGAGACCUGGUCUCACUGUUCCAAGGGCCCAUAAUCUCAUCUGUGUUCCCCUUGCAAGACCAUCCACCGCCGCUAAACUCCUUUCCUCAUAAAAUACCACUCAACACAACACCAUGUAGUCAUGGCGGAUGCUAGCUUUUAUAGAAUAAUUAUAAUGUCAAUAAAGGUAUCACUGAUAGACAAUGAAUCAAAUUCCCAACACAUGUGCUCAUGUGUCACCCCAGUUAGUCUCUCUUCGGUACCGCGAUGCAUUUUGUAUUUUCAUCUUUUUAUUUUUAUUGUUUUCAAAAAGGUGUGUUGUAAUAACUUGUAUCUUUUGUUUUUACUCGCAUAUCCAGUUAUA
Molecule: messenger RNA, 1898 nt
Organism: Gastrolobium bilobum
Lineage: Eukaryota; Viridiplantae; Streptophyta; Magnoliopsida; Fabales; Fabaceae
Product: 2-hydroxyisoflavanone synthase-like
Exons: 2
Coding region: 70-1647 (525 amino acids)
Molecular function (GO): oxidoreductase activity, acting on paired donors, with incorporation or reduction of molecular oxygen; heme binding; iron ion binding
Source: RefSeq, a predicted model, not a curated record